Dendrobium catenatum is the source of this 2440-nucleotide messenger RNA. RefSeq names its product E3 ubiquitin-protein ligase ORTHRUS 2. Gene Ontology annotation, biological process: negative regulation of gene expression via chromosomal CpG island methylation; protein ubiquitination. Bases 159 to 2141 code for a protein of 660 amino acids. The transcript is spliced from 9 exons. Lineage: Eukaryota; Viridiplantae; Streptophyta; Magnoliopsida; Asparagales; Orchidaceae. The record is from RefSeq and is a predicted model, not a curated record. Gene Ontology annotation, molecular function: ubiquitin protein ligase activity.
AUAGCUCCAAUUUUUAGAAAUCCCCGCUCCCUUGGUUACCUCCCUCCCGCUUCCCUCCCGUUCACACCAGAAACUAAAAAAAUAAUAAUAAAAAUGCCCCCAAACCCCUAUAAUACCUUUCUCCCUCGAUUAUUGACCUAGUUGCUUCACUUGCUCCGAUGGCAACGGCGAUAGAUCUACCCUGCGACGGCAAUGGCGUGUGCAUGGUUUGCAAGAAAAAGGCGCCGGAGAUAGAGGCGGUGACUUGCCGGACCUGCGCCACGCCGUGGCACGUGCCGUGCCUUUCCAACCCGCCGAAGAAUCUCGCAUCCAUCGCAGAAUGGCAGUGCCCGGACUGUUUUUUGCCUACCGACGGCGCUACGGCGUCCCUUCCAGCUGUGGCGGUCGGAGUAGGCGGGUCUUCGGGCAGUCUGAUCGUUUCCAUCCGGGCGAUUGAGGCGGACGAGUCGCUGACGGAGCAGGAGAAGGCGAGGCGGCGGCAGGAGCUGAUGAGUGGCGCAGCUGGGAAGGAAGGAAAGCAGAGGGAGGAUGAGGAAGGUGUGAAAAAGAGUGGUGAUGAUAGCGAUGUGCUUGGCUUGCUGGAUGAUAAGUUUAACUGCUCCUUCUGCAUGCAACUGCCGGAACGGCCCGUCACCACACCAUGUGGCCAUAAUUUCUGUUUGAAGUGUUUCCAGAGAUGGUUAGGACAAGGUAGGCACACUUGUGUGAAGUGCCGAGCUCCCAUCCCACAAAAAAUGGUCUCUCAGCCAAGAAUUAAUUCUGCACUUGUAGUUGCUAUACGCAUGGCAAAGACAGCAAAGCCCAUGCCUGGCAACAAAACAAAUGUUUAUCAUCACGUAUGCAAUGAAAACAGGCCCGAGAAAGCAUUCACCACUGAAAGAGCGAAGAAAUCUGGAAAAGCUAAUGCUUGCAGUGGGCAAAUCUUUGUAACAGUUCCUCCUGAUCAUUUUGGUCCUAUUCUGGCAGAAAAUGACCCCAAAAGGGGCAAAGGAGUGCUGGUAGGCGAGUUGUGGGAGGAUAGGAUGGAAUGUAGGCAAUGGGGUGCACAUCUUCCUCAUGUUGCUGGAAUUGCCGGGCAGUCUGGAUAUGGUGCCCAGUCAGUUGCUCUUUCAGGAGGGUACGAAGAUGACGAAGAUCAUGGAGAAUGGUUCCUAUAUACUGGAAGUGGUGGAAGAGACCUAAGUGGAAAUAAACGGACUAGUAAGGAUCAGUCCUUCGACCAAAAGUUCGACAAGCUUAAUGAAGCGCUGCGGGUUAGUUGCAAGAAGGGUUAUCCUACUAGAGUUGUGAGAUCCCAUAAAGAGAAACGCUCUGCAUAUGCUCCUGAAACUGGUGUGCGUUAUGAUGGAAUUUAUAGGAUUGAAAAAUGCUGGCGGAAAGUUGGAAUUCAGGGAUUUAAAGUGUGCCGGUACCUUUUUGUUCGAUGUGACAAUGAGCCAGCUCCAUGGACGAGUGAUGAGAAUGGUGACCGCCCAAGGCCGCUACCUGAUAUUAAGGAGCUGAAGCAGGCCACUGAUAUCACAGAAAGGAAAGAAGUGCCCGCAUGGGAUUACGAUGAAAAGAAUGGCUGGGGUUGGACUAAGUCUCCGCCAACAAGUAGAAAGAUAAUGGCCUCAGGAAAUAUUGAUGAGAAAAAUAGUGGGCGAAAAAGAAGGGUUAAAAACACCAGCGUGAGGGAUAGGCUACUUAAAGAAUUUAAAUGUGAGAUUUGCUCGAAGGUUAUGACCUUUCCCCUCACAACACCAUGUGCUCACAAUUUCUGCAAGAAAUGUUUACUGGAUGCAUAUGAUAACCAAUCUUUCAUAAGGGAGAGGACAAGUGGAGGCAGGACCCUUAGGGCCCAAAAGAUAGUCAAAAAGUGCCCUUCGUGUACAGUUGACAUUAGUGACUAUUUGCAAAAUCCGCAGGUGAACAGAGAACUCAUGGAUUUGAUUGAUUCACUCCAUCAGAAGAUCAAGGAAGAGAACGCAGACAGCGGUGAGGAUGAAAAUAUCAAGAAAGACAAUACUGAUGAGGAUGAGAAUGCGAAACAGAAUACUGAAAUUAGUGAUGAAAAAUUUGGUGGUAAGCCUGAAACCCUUACAGAAGAAAUGAAAUCAAUUGAGUUCCAGCAGCUCGAAAAGAAGAGGAAACAACUGUAGAGCUGAUAAACGAGAAAACAACUUUUAAAAAAGGGCUACGUCAUUUAUCUGCAUUUCACAGCAAAAAAAAAAAAAGGCUCAAAAUGAUCUGAUGCAAUUUAUGUAAAAUCUUGUAAGGUUUAUGUUGUUUUCUUAUAUUUUAUAUAUUUUCAGCUUAAGGGUAGGUUUAUGCUCAUAUCAUUGCUAUUUUCAAUGUGGGACUAAUAUAUCUCUUUCUUUCUAUGGAGUGCACUAUAAGGGAUGGUUGUAAGGAAUUCCUAUUUUGGAAGUUUUUGUUGGUGUACAUAUUUAAGUUUUUA